AUGGGGGCCCUCGUACGACAGCUGUAUGUGGGCAUGAGACACGAAGUCCGCCUCGCAACCCUGAGACGGCAUUGCUGCCACGCUCAGGACAUCAUCAGAGAUAAGGUCAACAAGCAGGCCGGGAGACGGGAUGCUGAUCUUCAUAAGGCUGCCUUGACCAUGUACUCGGGACCCCCACCAGCGGGGGGUCGGGCAGCAGCCCUUGACUCGCUGCCAAAGCAGCUGUGGGCUGAAAACAAAUAUGACGUCGGACUGACAAGGGGGUGUGAGCCUGUCGUCAUCACACCCAAAUCUUCUUUCCGGCCCUGUCAGAAGCAGUAUCCGCUGAAACAGGAGGCCGUGGCAGGCAUAACUCCUGUGUUUCAUUCGUUGCUAAAAGCAGGGGUGAUUGUGCCCUGCCCCUCCUCACCAGUGCGCACUCCGCUGUUUCCUGUGAAAAAAAUUAGGGGCCCUGGUGAACCAGUGGAGUGGCGAUUUGUUCAGGAUCUACAAGCUGUGAAUAGGGCGGUGGUCCCCAGGUCUCCCACCGUUCCUAACCCGCACACCAUUUUAUCUCAGAUACCGUCCACAGCUACGUUUUUUUCUGUGAUUGACCUGUCAAAUGCAUUUUUCUCUGUUCCAGUUCACCCGGAUUCACAGUACUGGUUUGCAUUUGAAUUCGAGGGGAAACCGUACACCUUCACACGGCUGUGUCAAGGUUAUUGUGAGUCUCCCACCAUCUAUAAUGCGGCACUGCGUGAUUCUCUCUCCUCCCUUGUGCUGUCCCCAGGUUCGGUCCUUCUGCAGUAUGUGGAUGAUCUCCUGGUCUGUGCGCCUACGGAGGAGCAGUGUCAAACUGACACACUUGCAUUGUUGCGUCAUCUUUGUGAGCAGGGUCACAAGACUCUGUUUCAGAUCAGGCAGACCGUGAAGGAGGCUCUUCCGCGCCCGGCUGAAGGCCCUCUACACCGACUGAACCCAGGGGACUGGAUCCUGGUGAAGGACUUCCGCAGGAAGCACUGGAAAGCCAGACGGUGGCUCGGUCCGUUCCAAGUCCUGCUGGUGACUCACACUGCCGUGAAGGUAGCAGAGCGAGCUACCUGGAUCCACGCGAGUCACUGUAAGCUCCUUACGGUGCCACCGCCGGCUCCGACAGCUGAUCUCCCAGCCACAGGGCAGAAUAAUCCCUGAGAUCAGCUCCCGUGUGAGGUAGUCCACCCUCCACGAGGCAACGAUGGAGAUGUUCCUGGUCCUGAUGAUGCUGCUGCCAGCGCUAGCAGUGAUGGCUCCUCCGCUCCACCGUGGGCACGUGGUGGAGGACCUCGCCGGGCCCCAGGACAACCUGUGGUGGAGAGCUGCCCGCGCGGUAGCUCGGGGACUGCAUAAUUCUAGUUGUAUUGUGUGUGCUUUUAUGCCUCAUGCUACCCCUGCUAACACUCUGCUGAUCCCACAUCCCGUCUCCCUCUCCGAUUCUCUAUACACCUUUAUCCGCUACCGCAAAAAUCAAACCCUGCUUACACUGCGAUACCCGAACGCAACUGUUCCCCCGUUGACCCCUUUCCGAGAGCCCAUGCAUUUUUCUAAUAUUACUAAUUUCACGUGUGCACACACAGGUACUAUUUACGAGCUCAGGGGCCUACAUUCUCCUUUUGGCCCACCUCCCUUGUGCGUGCGGCAACCUGCUCGGACCCGUUCCCAUUUGGGUGACACUGUUGGCUGUGCGCUCACUCUCAAUGUGUCCUGUUCUGUGGAUCAUCAGCCAUGUCCUAAUGCUACCUCUCCCCAUGCGUCGACCUGGUGGAGUGGUUCACCGCUCUGGUCUGUGAUCUACUUGAACUACUCUGUUUUUACUAACAUGUCUUCGUUGUUUCUCCAGUGGGAUGCUAAAACUGUUCUGAAAGGGGACAUCGUAUCCUUCCCCAGCAGGGCGGGCUAUGGGUGUCCCACGGACAUGGUGUGGGUUUGUGGCCAUAGAUCCUACAUUUAUCUGCCGAGAGACUGGUCUGGUACCUGCUAUUUGGCCCAUUUGAUUCCUGCUGUGACUGUGCAUUCCUCUGCUGCUGAUAUCCCAGGUGUCCGUCGUCUCCGGAAGCGGGCUGUUGCAGUUCCGGAGGACAAGAGACGCAUAGGGUGGGGGCAGGCGUUCUGGGGGGGGGUUUUCCCUUGGCAUGGCACCGUUCGUAACCAGCAUGAGAUUAACUCGCUUGCAUGGGAGUUGGAGAACCUCACCGGUCUCGUCACUGACGGUUUUGAUCUCCUCACAGAUGAGCAGAAGGCCGAGCGUGUCAUGGGCCUGCAGAACAGGGUGGCCCUAGACCUCCUUCUCGCUG
Messenger RNA from Salarias fasciatus (jewelled blenny), 2309 nucleotides. RefSeq lists its product as uncharacterized. Lineage: Eukaryota; Metazoa; Chordata; Actinopteri; Blenniiformes; Blenniidae. The transcript has 3 exons. The record is from RefSeq and is a predicted model, not a curated record. Bases 1 to 1170 code for a protein of 389 amino acids.